CCCCGCCCCGGGCGGCGGCCUCAGCCGGUGCCGGGCGGCAUGGCGGGGCCCUGGGCUCUGCCGGCGCCGCUCAGCCCGGCGCAGCUCAAGCGGCUCGAGCAGCACCGCUACAGCGCGGCGGGGCGCUCGCUGCUCGAGCCCUCGCUGCAGCCCUACUGGGCCUGGCUGGUGGAGCAGCUCCCGCUCUGGCUCGCCCCCAACGCCAUCACCCUGGGCGGCCUCCUGCUGAACUGCCUCGCCGCGCUGCCCCUCAUCGCCUGCUGCCCCAGCGCCACCGAGCAGGCACCUUUUUGGGCAUACAUCCUGGGUGCAUUAGGACUUUUUAUCUACCAGUCUCUGGAUGCCAUUGAUGGGAAGCAAGCCAGAAGAACAAACAGUAGCUCUCCCCUAGGAGAGCUCUUUGAUCAUGGCUGCGACUCUAUUUCCACAGUUUUUGUUGUCCUGGGAUCCUGCAUAGCGAUCAGACUAGGAACAAAUCCUGACUGGUUGUUUUUCUGUUGUUUUGUGGGACUGUUCAUGUUCUAUUCUGCUCACUGGCAGACAUAUGUCUCAGGCAUGUUAAGGUUUGGAAAAGUUGAUGUAACUGAGGUUCAGCUAGCUAUAACAAUGCUCCUUUUAAUAUCUGCCUGUGGAGGACCAGCAGUAUGGGACUAUGAGGUCCCUAUGAUAGGAAUAGAACUGAAAUUCUUGGUGGUUUUUGGAAUACUGUCUGGAACAGCAGUUUCUUGUUUCAAUUACUUCCGUGUUAUUUUUGGUGGUGGAGUUGGAAAGAAUGGAUCUACGAUAGCCGGAACAAGUGUUCUUUCACCAGGCCUAAAUAUUGGACUGCUUAUUACACUGGCUAUUAUGAUCUAUAAAAAAUCUACAACACAGCUGUUCGAAAAGCAUCCUUGCCUGUAUGUUUUGACAUUUGGAUUUGUGAAUGCUAAAAUCUCACAGAAGUUAGUGGUGGCUCACAUGACAAAAAGUGAAAUCUCUCUUCAAGACACAGCAUUUAUUGGGCCAGGGCUUCUGUUUUUGGACCAGUACUUCAACAGUUUUGUUGAUGAAUAUAUUGUUCUGUGGAUGGCAUUGUUCAUAUCCUUGUUUGAUAUGCUGAGAUAUGCCACUGGUGUAUGCCUACAGAUUGCUGCUCAUCUUCAUAUACAUGUCUUCAGAAUUUCAUCUCAUCAAGCUCCUGAACAGGUAAAAGUGGUUUCUCCAUUGAGCCAUCAGAAUAACAUGGACUGAAGAGACUUGCGAACAGUUGCCAUCUCCUGCUGUUGCUGUUACAAGAAAAGGAGAUAAUACUGAACAAAUGCCAAAYCCAACCUGAUUCCCUGAGCUAAUUAAAUGAAUACCAAAUGACAUUUUUAUAGAUGUUCUAUUUUUGCAUUUAGCUGAGUCUUUAUAUAUACUUUAUAUACUUACCGUGUCCAUCAUGAUCUUCUUCUGCAACAUAGCCAUUUCUUUGCGAAGCUCACUUUGCGCACCAGCCAGAAGAUUUUCAUUGUUCUUCUCCAGCUCUUCCAUGCUCUGAAGUUAUGGAUAAAUUUAACAUUUAGACAUCGAGGAGAAACAAUUAAAAAAACAAAGCCCCAAACUAUCCUUUAUUCAAACUAGAAUUCCAUUUUUAUAGCAGUACAAAAAMCAAAAAGAUAACUCUUCCUUUUACACACUACUUCUUGAAUGAGCUAAGGUAAAACUCACUGGUUAUCUUUACUUUCAUACAUAAGGUUAYACCUGACUUUAUGUGUUUAUAUGUUUAGCCAUCUUUUUCUUGGCUCAUAUUUAAAGUAAACCUUAUUUGAGGUUUGAUUUCUAAAUUUUGAUUUUCGCUGAGGAGAAAUCACAGCAAUACUUGAACUUCAUUUUGAUUUUGCGUCUUUGAUGACAAUAUUGUGAAGUGAUUAUUUUCACGUCUGUCUAACAUGCUCUGUAAACUUCAGC
Molecule: messenger RNA, 1929 nt
Organism: Nothoprocta perdicaria
Lineage: Eukaryota; Metazoa; Chordata; Aves; Tinamiformes; Tinamidae
Gene: CHPT1
Product: choline phosphotransferase 1
Exons: 9
Coding region: 40-1230 (396 amino acids)
Biological process (GO): phosphatidylethanolamine biosynthetic process
Cellular component (GO): Golgi apparatus; endoplasmic reticulum membrane
Molecular function (GO): ethanolaminephosphotransferase activity; diacylglycerol cholinephosphotransferase activity
Source: RefSeq, a predicted model, not a curated record